GCCUGGCCCAAUGUUACUUCGGCGUCGUUUUGACCCAACAUUUUUUCCUCCCAAAAACCCUUUCUGCAACUGCGAGUAGCUUCAGUUCACUUCAUUACUCGUCUAAAACCCCGCCAAACCCUCGUUUCAGCCAUGUUAGUCUUCAAAACCCAAAACCCUCUUCAAAUUCCCCGCAAUAAACAUUUCUCACUUCUUUUAGUACUUCUCAAAACCCUAACAUCAACGCCAUCACAAAAUCAAACUUCCAACAAGAAGCCUCUGUCUGUUCUUUUCGAGGAAGCCAUGGGGUUACGGGAUAAAGCAGACAGCGACAGCGAAAAUGAUACCAACAAUGAGUUCCAAAAUGGAUUGAAGGAAUUAGAGCGAGAGGUGAAAGACUUGAAAGCCAAGAAUCAAGACGAAGUGGGAUUCAAUUUUGAAAAGAAAGAAGAAACGAAGAAUGUGAAGGGUUUGAGUUUGUACUCGUUGUUUGUUAAUGGUAAGAAGGUGAGUCUUGAAGGAAAGAACGAGCGAGGAAGGAUUAAAGAUGAGGGUGGUGUUUUGAAGGAGCUCUCACCGGAUAUGGUGAUGUUUGUGGAUCGUUUGUACAAAGAAGGGUAUUUUAGUAAAGCUAAUUUCGUGCCUCCUAAUCAAAAGAGGUUGGAUUUUGGCUGUUUUGAUGAUAGUUAUGGCCGGAAUUUUAUUAAAUAUGCAGCUGAGAAGUUUGGCAAGGAUCAUCAAGAAAUUGCAAAAUGGUUGUCGGGAAGUGAUUUGAAAAAGAUAGCUCUCUUUGGUUGUCCUUCCACGACAAAGAAGACUGUCUUUUCUGCUAAACAAAUACGCAGAUUUUUUGAAAUUCAAGAAGACACUGUGUGUCACAAAUGUGUGUUAAAAGAGUCAUGCAGGUUUGUAAACCAAAGCAUAUGGAAAAGUCAAAUAAGGAAUUUGAAUUUGGCUGUUGUGAUGAGGGUUAUCACUUUGUAUGCUCUGGAGUCUGUACCGCCACAGCUAGCAGUGCCUGAAGAAGUAAAGGAUUCUGUCAGUAGAUUGUUGAAAGAGGUUAUCAAUCUAAGUGAAACUACUUAUAAAGCUACUUCCACCACAUCUGCAUAAUUCAGUUGCCGCUUGGAUGGAUGUUGGACAUUCUAGUUUUAUCUGAAAGGGCGGCGUUCCUUUAUAAGCCUAUUGAUAGUUAUAGUCACAAUGCACUAACCUGAUUCUCCUUGUGAAGGUGGGUUAUAGUUUAGCCAAACAAAAGAUUUAUUGGAAGUUUUUUAUGAUUGUAAAAUCAUAGUUUCAUUCUUGACAUAUGAGCUUCAUAUUAUCUUGUUAAAUUCUGCUUGAGGAACUUGUCUGCCAUGCAGCCGGUUGAUAAUGUUAUUGAUGAUCACCUUGAAUUAUUUGCCAAGUUUGUAAUCUAAGCUUGUGGCUUCUUUUA
Mangifera indica (mango) is the source of this 1417-nucleotide messenger RNA. RefSeq lists its product as uncharacterized. Gene Ontology annotation, cellular component: cytoplasm. Bases 133 to 1092 code for a protein of 319 amino acids. Gene Ontology annotation, molecular function: mRNA binding. The record is from RefSeq and is a predicted model, not a curated record. Lineage: Eukaryota; Viridiplantae; Streptophyta; Magnoliopsida; Sapindales; Anacardiaceae. The transcript is spliced from 4 exons.